CAAUAAACAUAUUUGGGUAUCCUAAGGUUGGAAGUCGGUAUCUCCUUGAAUGUUGGAAACUGAAAAAUACCUAAUCUAUGCCUGUGUGUCAGAACUCAAAACUGCAUCAGGAUCAACCCAUGGAGGUUUGCCUCUAUGCCUCAAUAUUGGAGUCUCAUUAGAAUCUAGCAAAGACGAAUCUAUCUAGCCUGACAUUGACAUUCUAACCCAAAAAUUAGUAGCUGAUUGUUACAGUGCUCAGCUGAUUUUUGUUUAUUUGUAUUUUGUGUGUACCAAUCGAAAAUAAAAAUACGGAAAUUAUUAACUAAAACUGUUUUAUACAAUAAAAUAUAAAUUAUUGAAACUAGUAGCGUUUGCUUCUUUAAGUUGAUUAAUGAAAUAUAAUGACCACAGCUUUGCAACAACAAGUAUUUGCAUUGGAUGCAAGAUACAAUGCACAUAGAGCCACUGGAAGUCCUAAUUUUAGAACUCUUUAUAUCCGUAGACGUAGCCAGCUGUUGCGAGAGACCAACAGAAAUGCUGAUCAAUGGAAACAAUAUCUCAAAACGCGUUCAAAUCUACUGCAGCAACGUUAUGGCAAUUGCAAAUUAGAAUCUGCGUCCUCGUCUAAUUUAUCUCGGACAGUAAGCAGGACUAGCAUUAUGACAGAAUGCCAAAUACCAGUUUCGGCCUCAAGUAACGUUUUCCUGGUACCAACAAAAGAAGCGGAAGCAUCUAGAGCAAUAGUGGGUGGAAACAGCAUUGCUGAAAAUUAUGCUUUUAGUGGAGUACAUCAUAUAUUCGAUCAGCAUUCAGCCGCUGUUACAAUGGUUAAAUUUGCAAACAAUGAUCGAUCCAGGAUAUGUUGUAGUUCACUUGAUUGCAAUUUGUCUGUUUGCGAUGUGGCAUCUGGUCCACCGUGUGUUUUGGCUGUAUUAAAAGGACAUAAACAAGCUAUUCCAGGUUUUGACUGGUCAGCAAACAAUGACUUGAUAGCAAGUGUGUCUUUGGACGCUACAAUAAAACUAUGGAAAUCCAAUGAUUUCACGUGCCUUAGAACUUUAAAGGAACCGAAUAAUGCCCAAAUGUUAUGUUGCAUUUUUCAACCCAGUAACAACAAUUUGAUAUUAGUGGGAAAUAACAGGGGAGAGAUUAGAAUCGUCAAUGUGUCGACUGGUUUGUUUUUGAAGAAUUCUUGCAAAAUGAGCGGAAGUAUUUUGAGUUUAACGUCAGACACAAAUGGGAAAAUUAUUUGGGCUGGCAAUGACCAUGGGGAGAUUGUUGCCAUAUUUUGCGAGUUUAAUGGAGGACUUUAUAAAACCAAAAGGAUAUUAGUAGAUCCUAAUUGUUACAUAACAAGCCUAAGUUAUAGAGCGUGGAUAAGUAGGGAAGCCCGGGAUCCAUUGUUAUUGGUUAAUGCUAGUAAUAACUCAAUGUGUUUGUUUAGUGUUAUUGAUGCUGAAGGUGGGCUACAAUUGAAAAGAAAAUUUCAAAAUAGGCAUAAAAGACACAUUGUUAGAUCAACUUUUUGUCCGAUAAUGUCUUUUAGGCAAGGCGCAUGUGUUGUUACAGGAAGUGAAGAUGGAAGUGUCUAUUUUGUUGACAUCGAAAAAAUUGGCAACAAAGCAGUGGUGAAUACAUUGCAAGGGCACUCCAGAUGUGUUUUGAGCAUAAGUUUUAAUUAUGAUGAGUCUUUAUUGGCAACCAGUGAUUUGGACGGACUUGUGAUUAUUUGGAAACGUGGCAAUAAAGAAUGAAGAAGAAAGAGAUUUGAAUAUUUCCACGUUGUAUACCUAGUUGAAUGAAAAGUAUACAUGGAAUUAGAUACACACUGGGAGCCUCCACACACUGGGAGCCUCCUACUCAUGUAAAAAUUGUGUGUAUGAAAAAUAAUUUUAAGAAAAAAAUAUAUUUUGUGUGAAAUUUAUCGUUAUUGCUUGUUUUGUCAUGUAUCAAUACAUUUGAGUUCUGAUAGUUUAAUACAAUUUUCUUAAAUAUUCUAUGUUUAUUAAAAACAUAAAUAAAAUAUUUGCUUAUUGUGAAUGCAGUUGACAUGUUCUCCUCCUUCUUCUAAUAACAAAAAAAAAACUACCAGCAUUAUUCCAGGAACAACACAUCAUAGUGGAGAAAUAAUACACACAAAUUUUGAAAUUCCUAUUUAAUUUCACACCUUUGAGAAAAUAAUCUAUAUAUCGCUAAGAAAGUAAAUAAUUAAAAAGUAAUUUUCUUACAAAUUGUGUUACAUAGCAAUACUAGGCAAUAUUGAUAAUAAUUUAUUUUAAAAAUGCUCUAUUAUGGUUAAGGUUUCAAUAGAAAAAAUAAUAAACAGUUUAAGUUGAUGUAGGACUACGCGCUGUUACAACAAAUUACAAAGUCUAAAUUCAUUACAUUGAGUCUUAAAAAAUUGUGUGGAUAAAAAAAAAUAACCUUAAAGAUCACAUUUUUCCGAUUUUCUUUUUCAAAUAAUAAUCUGGCCCACAAAAAAAAACUUAUGGAAGAUUAUAUUUGACAUAUGGUACUUCGACGUCUUCACCUUCAGUGUCGUUGCAACACAAUUCAAAGACCAGAGCUUUAACGUGAGGUUCGAUCUUUUUUUUGGACACUCUCCUCACCACUUCGGACAUUGAAAGGCCCAAACGUUCUUGAGCUUUGGCUUUUUGCAUGAAGAAUGAGUAAAGCAUGCAAACGCCUUGCGAAAGCAUUGUGAUUUCCAAAUUAUGUUUAUC
Messenger RNA from Ceutorhynchus assimilis (cabbage seed weevil), 2705 nucleotides. The record is from the annotation of a GenBank genome assembly. NCBI's taxonomy places the organism in Eukaryota, Metazoa, Arthropoda, Insecta, Coleoptera, Curculionidae.